This is a messenger RNA of Durusdinium trenchii, 746 nucleotides long. The record is from the annotation of a GenBank genome assembly. Lineage: Eukaryota; Dinophyceae; Suessiales; Symbiodiniaceae.
CUCUAAGCCAGUCGUCCUUCUUUGUGCCUUGUGUCCACCAAAGUGACGCCAUGGCAGAUGAAGAGAAGGAUGAGACAUUCUUUUUGGAGAUCUUUCCAGAUUCGUCCAAGCUGGAUGCCUAUGCCAUGGCUUUUGAUGACAUCCAGGUCUUUGAAGAAGCGGGUCACCCGAGAGAUCAUGUGGGGAUGCUUGCUACUUACGGCUUCGUCCACUUCUCUGGCAUGAGCAAGUUGUUGGAAGGUGGUUCAGACUUGAGCUUGACACCCAUCAUUUUAGAUGCAUUUUUUUUGGAUGCCAGUUUUGCUGUUUCCCUGUGGACAUUGUUAAAACCCUGGGGUUUGCAGAUGGCAAAGACUGCAGGCAUUGCGCAGAAGUUUGAACCUGGGUUGCCGAUCCAGAAGGCACUCGCUGCAAAGCGGUUCUUGGAUCUCGGCUCCGGUGAUGGCCGUGCAGUGAUAGCUGCUGCUGUUUUGGUGCCGAGCUUAAGUGAGUCACUGGGAGUGGAGCUAUCAAUGUCACGACACCAGCUUGCUGUCAAGAACAGGAGCCGGUUGCCCGAUGCACUUCAAGAUGUUGUUCACUUCCAGCAGUGCGAUAUCCUGCAGGUGGAACCUGCCCUUUUGGGGGGCACAGAGAUUGUUUGGUUGGCCAAUCUGCGUUUCCCCGAUGAGACCGUGCUUGCCAUCAACAAGUACCUGGAUGCCCAUUGUGCGGUUGAGGUGGAUGCUGUCGUAGCCCAAAAUUGA